Messenger RNA from Darwinula stevensoni, 345 nucleotides. The record is from the annotation of a GenBank genome assembly. NCBI's taxonomy places the organism in Eukaryota, Metazoa, Arthropoda, Ostracoda, Podocopida, Darwinulidae.
GCAGCCGUGUUCGUGGGUCCCGUAUUCACAGCGCCCUUCCUCUUAUUCUCGGGUUCCCUCCUGACCGUGAAGACGAUUCCGCAUUACAUACGCUGGGUCUCCCACAUCUCCUUCCUCAAGUAUUACUUCGAGGGAACGAUGCACUGCAUCUACGGCUACAACCGAUCUGACCUCCUGUGCAAUCAGCCCUUUUGUCAGUUCAAGAAUCCCGACAAGUUCUUGAGGCAGUUGGACCUGGAGGACAACGUGUACUGGACCGACUUCUGGGUCCUCAUUUUUUGCAACGUCGUCCUGAGGGUUCUGGCUUACUAUGUGAUUCGGUGGAAGCUUCAUCGCUCCCAGUGA